AUGUUUAUUUAUUAUUUGUUCCACGAUGUUCGUGUGGCGGAUCUGGUGAAGAAAGCCGUGCUGAUAACGGCGUGUGACAGUGGUUUCGGUUACGAGCUGGCGAAGAAGUUAGAUGCUCUGGGUUUGCGAGUGUUUGCCUGUCUCACUUCCGAGGGAGAAGCGAAGCUGACAAAGGAAUGUUCUCGAGAACUGAGGACAUUCAAACUGGAUGUUGCCGAAGCCAGUGAUGUUCAGAAGGCUUUGGAAGUCCUGGCGAAGAAGUUAGAUGCUCUGGGUUUGCGAGUGUUUGCCUGUCUUACUUCCGAGGGAGAAGCGAAGCUGACAAAGGAAUGUUCUCAAGAACUGAAGACGUUCAAACUGGAUGUUGCCGAAACCAGUGACGUUCAGAAGGCUUUGGAAGUGGUGAAGUCAGGCCUGCCUUCUCAAGCCAAAGGUAUUGCAAAUACCAUUGGAUGGAUUGGAUCACAGCAUAUUUACAAGGUGCUGGAUGCUAUGGUUCAUGCAGUAACAUCCACCCAACCCAAGUUGCAGUAA
This is a messenger RNA of Orbicella faveolata, 534 nucleotides long. RefSeq names its product retinol dehydrogenase 7-like. NCBI's taxonomy places the organism in Eukaryota, Metazoa, Cnidaria, Anthozoa, Scleractinia, Merulinidae. The record is from RefSeq and is a predicted model, not a curated record.